AUGGAACGAUCAAAGCCCCAGGCUUUCUUGACGAGCUACGCGCCGCGACUGCGCGCCUACAACAACUCCCUCCUCACGCCCGUUCUACCAAGCAGCGCGCCCGCAGGACCAGCUUCGAGAACCACAAAGCGAGGGACGACGAUCAUAAAUUAUGCUGAAGAUGGCUACGAUGACCUGGAAGAUGAUAGCGACGACCCUAGACGACGACCGACGGGACUGAGGAGCUUACGAAAGGAGGACUCGGUCAACAGACAAGACCUCACCGACAAGAUUGGCAAGGACACCAAAGAGCCUGUCGAGGUGCAGGGUGUCUGGCGUGAUUGGAUCGCCAAGCACAGGCUGCUGAGGAGCGACCAACAGAAUGCUGUUCAAGCAACAUUGCCUCUCACCCUGAUUCCGAUUAGAAUCGAUGUGGAUGUUCCCGCGUUCAUCCCACCAGCUCCAUAUCCCAUGCCACAUAACCCGAGUGCAGUGGACACCUCACUCCCUCAGUAUCGUCAACAGGAGGCGACAGUGCCGUAUAAACUCCGGGACAUCUUUUGCUGGAAUCUGCACGAGACUCUUAUCUCUACCGAUCAGUUCGCCCAAACUCUAGUGCAGGACCUCGAUCUGCCUAACCGGCAGGCAGUCAUUGCUGAUAUCAGCAAGCAAAUCCGGACGCAGCUUGAAGAGUAUUCGGGCGUUGCUCUUCACCCACUAUUUCACAGUGACCCCCAGGCCCUCUCUGUUCCACAGCCCACGACUGCUGCACUGACGCCGCGGCCAAGCUUCGCGCUGAAGUCCCGGGAUGACUCUCCCGUCUCCGCCAUACGAGGGGCGUCCCGGCCUGACACUCCGGCGCAGACUGGAGGCGCGGCUACUCCUUCGCAAUCCCAAGUUCCCGAUAUCACCGCAGAGGCGACGCCGAUUCUUCCUGAGUCUGACGACUACAACCCUGACGAUACCUAUCGAUGCAUCAUCAACCUGAACCUUAAUCUGGCAUCAAUGCUCUACACUGAUAAGUUUGAAUGGUCUCUAUUGCAUCCGCCUGGAACCGCCGAAGCGUUCGCCAAGGUCACUUGUACAGAUCUUGGGCUGACAGGAGAGUGGAUACCGGCAAUGACGCAUGCCAUCUACGAAGCGGUUCUGCGGCUGAAAAAGGAAGCCUGCGAGGCUGGCGGCCUCGUUGCUGGAUGGGGUGGGAUGCAGCAGGAAUUACCAAACGAUGCUGCCCAUGGCUCUGAGGCUGGCUGGAGGUAUGACCCGGAGCACCUUGGAGAUGAUUGGGAGCCAAAAGUAGAAUUCCUGAGCAAGGAAGAGAUUGAGAAGCGAGAGGGCGACCGAGAACGAGAAGUUCGUCGAUUACGCCGUGAGACGGCGCGGUUCAGCUCUACAACAGGCAUGCUCGGAGGUACGCCCUUCGGUGCGCCGAUGGAAGUCGAGGAGGAGAGAAUGGGACGAGGCGAACGGUCCAAAAAGAAGCGGCGUUUCCGAAGCUUGAGUCCGCUUGGCCGAGGUGGUACACCGGGAGGGCGAGGGACACCAGACGUUGGGGGAUACGGAGGUGGCGGAGCUUUGACAGACCAAGAGAGAUAUCAAUGGAGGUGCAUGCACUGCAGGAUAUGGGGCACAAGUGUCUGGGCUGUGAGAGAUGGGCCAGCAGGUCCAAGAACUUUAUGUGCCAACUGUGGUUAUCUCUACGAGCGUGACCAGAGACUGCCCCGUCAAAGCAAAAACAUCCAUAUAUCAGAUAUCCGUGGAUAA
This is a messenger RNA of Fusarium proliferatum ET1, 1743 nucleotides long. RefSeq lists its product as uncharacterized. The transcript is spliced from 2 exons. Gene Ontology annotation, molecular function: transcription coregulator activity; zinc ion binding. Gene Ontology annotation, biological process: chromatin remodeling; regulation of transcription by RNA polymerase II. The record is from RefSeq and is a predicted model, not a curated record. NCBI's taxonomy places the organism in Eukaryota, Fungi, Ascomycota, Sordariomycetes, Hypocreales, Nectriaceae. The coding region runs from base 1 to 1743 and encodes 580 amino acids. Gene Ontology annotation, cellular component: RSC-type complex; nuclear chromosome; nucleus.